AUGCUUGAAGGUAAAUUUGACGAGGCCUCGCUUUUGAAGAAGGUCAUUGACGCUAUGAAAGACUCCGUCAAGUUGUGUAACUUCAACUGUACUGAGAACGGUAUCUCCGUCCAGGCCAUUGACGACUCGAGAGUUUUGCUUAUUUCUUUGCUGAUUGAGGCUGGUUCCUUUGAAGACUAUAGAUGUGACAGAAACAUCGUUCUUGGUCUCGAGAUGGAGUCCCUGAACAAGAUUAUUAAGAACGGUAACGCGUCCGACAUGCUGACUUUGGUGGCCGAGGACUCUCCAGAUGCUCUUAAUUUGAUCUUUGAGGACAAAAGAAGGGACAGAAUUGCAGAAUAUUCGCUGAAGUUGAUGGACAUCGACCAGGACUUCUUGAAGAUUGAGGACAUGAAGUUCGAUGCUGUUGUCAACAUGCCAUCCGCAGAAUUCGCCAAGAUUUGUCGCGACAUGAAGACUUUGUCUGAGUCAUUGCAGAUCAUCAUCACCAAGGACUCUGUCAAGUUCAACUCUGAGGGAGACUUUGGUUCUGGUUCGGUAGUUAUCAAGUCCUUCACCGACCUGGAAAAGACCGAGGAGUCUGUCAGAAUCACUCUUGAGAAACCAAUCAACCUCACAUUCGGUGCCAAGUACUUGAACGACAUCAUUAAGUCCACCCCUCUGGCAUCCCAGGUCACUAUCAAAUUGUGUGAUAAGCAACCCGCUUUGUUCGAAUACCAACUUCCAAGUGGUUACCUGAGAUUCUAUCUGGCACCUAAGUUUGAGGAUGAAGAGUAA
This is a messenger RNA of Kuraishia capsulata CBS 1993, 777 nucleotides long. RefSeq lists its product as uncharacterized. The transcript has 2 exons. Lineage: Eukaryota; Fungi; Ascomycota; Pichiomycetes; Pichiales; Pichiaceae. Gene Ontology annotation, molecular function: DNA polymerase processivity factor activity; DNA binding. The record is from RefSeq and is a predicted model, not a curated record. Gene Ontology annotation, cellular component: PCNA complex. Gene Ontology annotation, biological process: regulation of DNA replication; leading strand elongation; mismatch repair. The coding region runs from base 1 to 777 and encodes 258 amino acids.